Messenger RNA from Gongylonema pulchrum, 894 nucleotides. The record is from the annotation of a GenBank genome assembly. NCBI's taxonomy places the organism in Eukaryota, Metazoa, Nematoda, Chromadorea, Rhabditida, Gongylonematidae.
UUGCAGGGCAAUGCAAUUGGAAAGUGUCCACGAAGCAAACUUUUCCGCGGCUACAUUGACCUUGAGCUGCAAUUACGUGAAUUCGAUCGGUGCAGGAUAUUAUACGGCAAAUUUCUGGAAUUCGCUCCGGAAAAUAGCAGUACGUGGAUUAAGUUCGCGGAAAUGGAGACAAUUUUAGGUGAUGUUGAGCGCGCCCGCGCAAUUCUUGCUCUGGCCGUGAAGCAACCUGCCUUGGAUAUGCCGGAAGUUUUAUGGAAAGCCUUCAUUGAUUUCGAGAUCGGUCAAGAAGAAUAUCACCGGGCACGUCAGCUUUACGAAAGCCUUCUGGAUCGAACCAAUCACGUCAAGGUUUGGAUAAGCUUAGCAGAAUUUGAAAUGAAAAUGCGUAAUGUACAAGCGGCACGCGAAGUAUACGAACGAGCAAAUAGGACAUUAACGAACAAGGAGAAGGAAGCAAAAGUGUUACUGCUGGAGUCGUGGAUGCAGUUUGAAACCAAGCACGGCGAUGAAAAGUCCGUUGCUGCUGUUACGCGUUUAAUGCCAAAGAAAGUGAAGAAGCGUCGUGAAAUUCUGAACGAGGAUGGCGUAGACGCUGGCUGGGAAGAAUACUUUGAUUACGUUUUCCCUGAUGAUCAAGCGUCAGUGGGAAGUUUGAAAUUGUUCGAAGCUGCUCGUCGCUGGAAACUUGCGCAGGCUGCUGCUAGUGCAGAAGUUGAGAGAGAUAUGGAUAGGAAUAUGAAUGAAGAAGAGGAAACCGAGAGAGAAAAGAAAGUUCGCGCGGGUGAUUCAGAUACCGAUAUAUCAUCAUCAUCGUCAUCAUCAUCAUCGACCUCAAGCAGCGAUUCCAGUUCCAGUUCCGGGUCGUCGGAUAGUGACUCAGAUCCCGAAAGGUAA